CGAAGGCAAGAAAUGCAAGCAAGAUCGGGCGGUCGCCGAGAAGCAAGGAGAAGACGCAAUGCUUAUACUGCAUCUUGCCCGCCUCUAUCGGACUGCGUGGGAGCUUCUGGAUGCACUCUCGGAAUGCGACUUGGACGAGUUGGAACUGUACCGAAUGACGCGAAUCUCGCGUGCUCACGUUCACUGGACAAUGUCCGCUUUCAGCGAGACUUUACGCACACUGCUUACUGAUUCUUCGGUGUUGGCGCAGCGCAGGCAGGAACUGAAGGUGAGCACUGGCGGUGCCGCGUAUGCAGCCCAGCAGGUUUCGGUUCGGGUGGAUUCUCCUGGUCCGCCAGGGAAAGUGGAAGUUCUGCGUAUCAAAAGUCCAGGGCUCAAAGCAGCGACACAAAGUGAAGCAUCCAAUCGAGCUACAGGAUAUACGGGAAAACCUCUCGUAGAAGGCCGCUAUGGGCGUGAGUACGUUCUUGACCUAGGCGCAGCGGGAGGGCUAGACACUACGUAUGCGCUCACACUAGGAUAUCGUGUUGAGGCGGUUGAAGGCGGCCGCAAAGCGUUGCAAGUCUUGCAGAAUCGACACAUGCAGUCGAAUUUUCCAAAUCACCUAGAAACGCAGAUGAUUCACAUCGUCCCGUCGCGAAACGAGACCUUCAGGCGCGUCGAAUCAUCUGGCUGGAUGACGGUAGCGCGGACGAAUGAUUAGGGUUUUUUUUGUCGUCCCGUUUAUUUCAGAUGACUUACCCUAUUAUUUUACUUAGGUAGUUGUAUGAUGAUGAUCCGCGAACCAAUACCAAAUCGGAGUCACUUGCACUUGGUCCUUUCUAUUUUCUCGAUGUUGUUUGGUCCACAACCAUGCGUGGACGUGGUGCGUAUGUGCUAGUCCUAUCUUUUUCUAAGAUGCGCAGGCAAAGAAGAUCGUCGAGGAAUCCAGAGCUCUGUAUCGUGCGCAAUAUGAACGGGGCCGGCGUCUGCAGGACAAGGGCGUAACGCCGUCUGGUGAGGGAACUACGACUGCCAUCAAGGGUCAGGGUAAGAGUAACAAAGUGAAUGAUGGUGUGGUAGCUCAAGAACAUCAAGCUCUUGACGACUCUGCGUCACCGAUGACGGGACAAGCUAGUACAGUGAACAAUGACGAGCCACUUCUGCGAGACGUGAUACAGCCAACACUUGAUUUCAACAAAACAAGGACUUGCCACGAAUACUAUCGAGAAAUCGCUCAGAAGCACGGCUGGAGGGGUGCUGUUUCUGUAAAGAUCGAUUUAGAAGGUCUAGAUCUCGGAUGCUUCAAGCAACUCCUUCAGCUGGGACGAUUACCUCUAGGAGUACGCUCAGAAGAAGCUGCUCGCCCAGAGGUGGACCUCGAGGACGCCGCCACGCCGAACGGACAAAAAUCCUAUUCCACCUCAGCGACAUUGCUGCCGCAGUUUAUCUCUCUUGAGAUAUUUUCUAUCGAAACAGCGAUAGGCGCGAUUCGCGCUGCGUUUGAAAAGGGAUACCGCUACAUGAAGAUCGUUGAGCAAAGCGCUUACUUUCGCCUCAUCUGCAAUCAGCGCAUGCGUGGUCGGGAUGGCGUGUACGGUAACCCAAGACGGCAGCAACGGAUAUUCUCCUCUGAUGGGCGUAAGGUGUCCCGCAUGGUUAUGGGUCCGAUGUGUUUCACAGAAAGCGGCUCGGGUCCUCCGGGCGAUGACGCAUUGGACUACAUGACUGGGCCGCUGUGGCGCCGCAUCGAAUGGCCCUACACGGUUCUGGAUCAAACUGACGAACAAGAAGUGGAUGAGAUCGUGGAGCCGGAGCCGGAUAGUCGAGGUCACUCUCGUAGUGGGCUAGGAGGUGGACGAGGAUCAAGACGCUUAUUACCACGCAAUCAAGUCAGACCAUUAUUUGAAGAACUGUAUAAUUCUGUUAAAGGUAGAGAUGAUAGAAACUCGUCGACUACAACUUCACCACGUGGUCAUCUCGUCCUUCAGAGUGAAAAUUCGACUACUCAGCUUCUAGACCUCUACAUGGAACUGUCGCUUAUACUUGGCGACUUAAAAAGGAUGGACUCUACUGGACUUCUUUGGGCUGCAAGUCAUGUCCUUCGUGAGCUAGACGGAAAUACUUUUGUGCGCUUCGACCUGCAUUUCAAGUUGUAAAGAUGCACGCAAAGGCAACGUAAGGAUUGCACCCAAGGAACGAGAGCAAAACGCAC
Messenger RNA from Amoebophrya sp. A25, 2194 nucleotides. NCBI's taxonomy places the organism in Eukaryota, Dinophyceae, Syndiniales, Amoebophryaceae. The record is from the annotation of a GenBank genome assembly.